AUGUUCCUUAACCCACAGGGAUUAUUAGAAGAUUCAAAUUAACCCGAGCUUCUCAAGGAGCAAGAAAAGAGAAAUGGGCAUUCCUCCUAUAAGGAAUCAAUUUUCGCCAAUACAAAUUUUGAAAAAAAUAUGUCUUAUUUUCAUAUAAUGGGUCAUGAUGAACCACAUGCGAUAAGAAGAAAGCAAAUACUCUAAAAACACCCAGAAAUUAAAAUUCUUUUUGGCCCCGAUCUAAUGUCUGCAUGGCUUGGAGUUGGCAUUGUGUUGGCUCAAUUUUGGUGUAUAAACUUCUUUGCAACCACAAAUUGGUUGUGGUAUCUAGUUUCAUCAUACUGCAUCGGAGCAGUAUUGAGCCAUGCUCUGCAUGCUUUAAUGCAUGAUUUUACACAUUACUUGUGCUUUGAGAGUAUGUAGUACAAUAAAUUGAUGGCCAUCUUUUUAAAUUUUGGUCAGGGAGUUCCAUCCGCAAUUACUUUUGGAAGAUAUCAUUCAGAUCAUCACACAUUUAUGAAUUUACCUGAUUUAGAUCCUGAUUUGCCAUCCUAAUGGGAGAUAGAUCACGUAAAAGGACCUCUCCUUAAAUUUUUGUUUAUGCUUUUUUUGCCCUUAUUCUAUUCACUUAGACCUAUGUUUAUCAGACCCUUGGUACCAAAUAAAUAUGAGAUAUUAAACCUAGUAUCAAUAAUCAUUUCAAAUUCUUUGAUUUACAUUUACAUGGGACCAUCUGCUUUGGGAUGGUUAAUACUUUCAACCUAUUUUGGAUUGAGUAUUCAUCCUCUGGCUGCCCAUCUGAUCACUGAACAUUAUGAAUUCAUCAAUAGAUUAGAAACAUAUAAUUAUCUCGGAAUUGCCAACUUUUUAAUUUUAAAUUUGGGAUAUCAUACCGAACAUCACGAUUUUCCAAACAUUCCUUGGUCAAGAUUGCCUUUAGUUAAAAAGAUUGCUCCUGAAUUCUACGAUUAAUUACCAUAUCAUACAAAUUACACUUUAGCUAUUUUGGCUUACAUAUUUGAUGGAUACAUGGGACCAUUUUCAAGGAUUGUCAGAAAAGAGCUCAAGUUAAAUGGAAAGACUAAAUGAUCUUAUUAUAGUAUUAUAUAUGGAUUA
Molecule: messenger RNA, 1107 nt
Organism: Paramecium tetraurelia
Lineage: Eukaryota; Ciliophora; Oligohymenophorea; Peniculida; Parameciidae
Exons: 4
Biological process (GO): ceramide biosynthetic process
Molecular function (GO): sphingolipid delta-4 desaturase activity
Source: RefSeq, a predicted model, not a curated record